CCAACGCCCAUGGCACUACCGUCCUCUGCCGUAACGUUUGCGGUCCGAAGACGUAAACCGGAACUUGUUGCUCCGGCAAAGCCCACCCCUUAUGAGUGCAAACUGUUAUCCGACAUCGAUGACCAAGAGAGUCUCCGGUUCAAUAUCCCGGUGAUCCAAUUUUAUACGUGUAAUCCUUCCAUGCAAGCGAAGGACCCUGCUGCGGUUAUUCGGGAAGCACUCGCACAAACUCUAGUGUACUAUUAUCCACUUGCUGGUAGGUUAAGGGAAGGGCCUAACCGCAAGCUUAUGGUGGAUUGUACGGGCGAAGGUGCUUUGUAUAUUGAAGCCGAAGCCGAUGUUGCACUUAAGGAUUUUGGGGAUAUACUUUCUCCACCAUUUCCUUGUGUUGAUGAGCUCCUUUAUGAUGUUCCUAACCCAAAUGAUGUUUUAAAUAGACCUUUGUUGAUCAUUCAGGUGACAAGGUUGAAAUGCGGUGGUUUUAUCUUCGCUAUCAAUGUUAGCCACCUCUUAACUGAUGCCAGUGGCAUGAUUCAAUUGAUUUUAGCCAUGGCCGAGAUAAGUCGUGGAGCAAUCGCCCCUUCAAUACAACCAGUAUGGGAGAGGCACCUUCUAAGUGCUCGAGAUCCGCCACGAGUCUCGUCGUUUCAUCGUGAGUACGACCAAGAAAAAGAGGGUGCCAUCAGUACCACCCCAUUAGAAAACAUGGUUCACCGUUCCUUUUUCUUUGGCCACAAAGAACUUUCAACUCUUCGCAAACUCCUACCCUACCACCUUCGUCAAUGUUCGAGGUUUGAACUCUUAGCUGCUUGCUUAUGGCGUUGUCGAACCAUUGCCCUAAAAACAGACCCUGAUGAAGAGGUCCGCUUGCUAUUCACAGUUAGUGCACGUCCAAAGUUAAACCCUCCAUUACCACUAGGAUAUUACGGUAACGCCAUCGUCUUCCUGGCUGCAAUAACAACGGCUAGAAAGCUCAGCGAAAAUCCAUUAUGGUAUGCAAUAAAACUGGUGAGACAUGCCAAGGAGAGAGUGACAGAAGAGUAUGUGAGAUCGGUGGCAGAUUUAAUGGUGAUAAAGGGUCGACCCCAUUAUCCCAUGACGGGGAGUUGUUUGGUAACAGAUGUAACACGAGUAGGGUUUAAAGAUGUUGAUUUUGGAUGGGGUAAAACAGUGUAUGGAGGGCUUGCAAAAGCUGGAUUGGGUGCUAAAUUACACGGUGUAUCGCCAUUGAGUAUUUUAGUGGCAAUCAAGAAUGAGAAAGGCGAGGAUGGAAUUGCGAUGUCAAUUUGUUUGCCAGACCCAGCAAUGGAAGUAUUUGCUAAGGAAUUGGAUAUACUGUUAAAACAAGAGAUGGUAGGGCUACAGAGUAAACCGAUUUUCAUUUCUUCCGGUUUGUAAAAUAAUGACCGGUAUAAAAUCCAAGAAUAUUAAGAACGUAACAGUCCAUGGUUUACCUUAAUGAUGAUAAAUUGUUUUGAGUCA
Molecule: messenger RNA, 1482 nt
Organism: Hibiscus syriacus
Lineage: Eukaryota; Viridiplantae; Streptophyta; Magnoliopsida; Malvales; Malvaceae
Product: benzyl alcohol O-benzoyltransferase-like
Exons: 2
Coding region: 10-1398 (462 amino acids)
Source: RefSeq, a predicted model, not a curated record